CUAUGGCUCCAGUCCCCUGGCCAUGCUGACAGCGGCUUGCAGUAAAUUUGGUGGCUCCAGCCCUCUUCGGGACUCAACGACGACGCUGGGAAAAGGAACCACAAAGAAGCCAUAUUCCGACCUUUCAACCCCCAAAACCAUGGGGGAUGCUUACCCAGCUCCUUUCUCAAGCACCAAUGGACUUCUCUCACCGGCAGGCAGUCCUCCAGCCCCGGCCUCUGGCUAUGCCAAUGACUAUCCACCCUUUCCUCACUCAUUUCCUGGGCCCACGGGUGGCCAAGACCCUGGGCUACUGGUGCCCAAGGGGCACGGCUCUUCUGACUGCCUGCCUAGUGUCUACACCUCUCUGGACAUGGCACAUCCUUAUGGCUCCUGGUACAAGGCAGGCAUCCAUGCAGGCAUCUCACCAGGUCCAGGCAACACACCUACUCCUUGGUGGGACAUGCACCCUGGGGGCAACUGGCUAGGUGGUGGGCAGGGCCAAGGUGAUGGGCUGCAAGGGACACUGUCCACAGGCCCUACCCAGCCUCCACUGAACCCUCAGCUGCCUACUUACCCAUCUGACUUUGCCCCUCUUAAUCCAGCCCCUUAUCCAGCGCCCCACCUCCUGCAGCCAGGGCCCCAGCAUGUCCUACCCCAAGAUGUCUAUAAGCCCAAGGCAGUUGGCAAUAGUGGCCAACUGGAAGGGAGUGGUGCUGGCAAAACCCCCCGGGGUGCAGGCACUGGGGGCAGUGGCGGAUAUGCAGGCAGUGGGGCAGGGCGUUCUACUUGCGACUGCCCCAAUUGUCAGGAGCUAGAGCGGCUGGGGGCAGCAGCGGCUGGGCUGCGGAAGAAGCCCAUCCAUAGCUGCCACAUCCCUGGUUGCGGCAAGGUGUACGGCAAGGCUUCACAUCUGAAAGCCCACUUACGCUGGCACACUGGCGAAAGGCCUUUCGUCUGCAACUGGCUUUUCUGCGGCAAGAGGUUCACCCGCUCCGACGAGCUGGAGCGCCAUGUGCGCACUCACACCCGGGAGAAGAAGUUCACCUGUCUGCUCUGCUCCAAGCGCUUUACCAGAAGCGACCACUUGAGCAAACACCAGCGCACCCACGCGGAACCAGGCCCGGGGCCGCCCCCAAGUGGCCCUAAGGAGCUGGUGGAGAGCCGCAGCGUCGGGGAAGAAGAAGCCAGUCAGCCUCCCCGAUCUUCCACCUCGCCUGCACCUCCAGAGAAAGCCUCCGGAGGCAGCCCGGAGCAGAGCAAUCUUCUAGAGAUCUAAACUGGGUAGAGGAAGGUCUCCAGCUUCAGGGUCCUCUUCCCAGGCUCUCUUGGUGUGGUGGGCCACUGCUUACCCCUCACUCUUUUCUAUGCAUGCUAUACAUUGGGGUUCUCUCUGCCUUCCCCUAGACAUUCCUAGUCUGGCUAUUUCCUUAGUUCUCCUCCCUUUGCCACAAGUCUUAGCCAAACUCCUCUCAAGCCCUUGCCUGUGCCCAGUUCCUAUGCUCUGGCUUCCUAAUUUUUUCCUCCCUGUCCCUGUUCGCAGCUUCACUUACUUUCCUUCCAUUUGGGUUUCAACUCUUUGCCAUCGAGUCUUUCUGUUUCCCUACCCUAUUUGCCACUUUCCCUGCAGCUGUGUUCCAGAUUUACCUUGUGCUUUCUAUUCCUUUGAACCUUUUUUUUUUUUAAAAAAAACAAAAACAAAAACCAAAAACAAACAAAAACAACAAACACAAUGAUGAUGAUAAUUUAUUGCCCCCUGGUGGUUCUUCAUUAGGAAGCAGCUUUAGGGAGACUGGUAUUAGUAACUUGGCUGGGAGCAGAGUGCCAAGAAGGGGGCAGACCAGCGGGGAUCUGAUCCCAAAGUUGGGGUGACCCCAGGGUCAGGGAGGCUGCCCCAGCUUGAGUACUUAACCCUUAUGUGCCAGGAGUAAAGAAUAGUAAUAAUAAUAAUAAUUCUAUUUAUCUAAGUUAUGAUGACGGGUCAGGUACAGUGAGCUGGAGAAGGAAGGGGAUCCUUUUUUUUUUUUAACUAAGGAAAUCUAGUCAAAUGUAUCUGUAUAGACAGAACAAUAGUGGAGAUCUUGUUUUUAGAUCUCUCUUUGAGGUCUCAUCCGUGUUUCUUUUUCAGGGGAGUUCUUUUUUUGUUCUCUGUAGCUUUGCAGGCUGUCCUGGAACUCACUUUGUAGACCAGGUUUGGCCUGGAACUCAGAGAUAGGCCUGCCUCUGCCUCCUGAGUGUUGUGAUUAAAGGCAUGGACCACCACCACCAGCUCUCAGUGGAGUUUUAAAAUGAGAGUUGUGAGAAUUUAUGUGGUGUCUCUCAGUUGGUCACUAAGAUCCCCAGCCCCAGCCAGAAGCUGUGAAACUUCAAGUCCUACGGAGGGGAGUACUGGACUGUACCCCAGCGCUCUCGACCUCAGAGCAGGUUCUGCCACUGACCCUCCUCAUACCCUAUGACCUCAAUAGGCUAAUCCCCUGUUGUCAUGGUUAUGGAGCGUUUGCGGCUGCCAUCUUAAACUGGUCCUUUUGGGGAAAGCCAAACUAACAGGAGGACUUUGAUUUGGAUGUGCCCCUUCUGAAAAACAGGUUGGGAAAGGCUUUCUCUGGGAUCAAAUCCAAGUAAAUCAAGUAUUUAUUGAAUGCCUACUAUGUGCAAGGCCUGGUGCCUAGAAGCCAUGAGAAAGAAUUUAUUGCAGGACAGAGGUCCCUAAACGAAUUUGGGGGUACAUCCACAGGCCCCCAAUCUAGGAGUUUCCAUUCCAUUCCAGUGACUUAAAAGCCGCUUCGUGCCUUUGAACGCCUUUCCUGAGACUAUUGGAUCUUCCUGUUUCGUCCUCUGCUCCUUCUAGGCCCCCAGAUAAAAGCCAGUGGAGUCUGAGAAGAGCAUAAAUAACAUCGCUGAA
This is a messenger RNA of Cricetulus griseus (Chinese hamster), 2881 nucleotides long. NCBI's taxonomy places the organism in Eukaryota, Metazoa, Chordata, Mammalia, Rodentia, Cricetidae. The record is from RefSeq and is a predicted model, not a curated record.